This is a messenger RNA of Canariomyces notabilis, 444 nucleotides long. Its product is annotated as RNA-binding domain-containing protein. NCBI's taxonomy places the organism in Eukaryota, Fungi, Ascomycota, Sordariomycetes, Sordariales, Chaetomiaceae. The annotation marks the transcript as partial. The record is from RefSeq and is a predicted model, not a curated record. Gene Ontology annotation, cellular component: nucleus. Gene Ontology annotation, molecular function: RNA binding. The transcript has 3 exons.
GGCCUCGCAUGGCACACAGAGGAGACCACUCUCAGACAGAAGUUCGAAGAGUUUGGAGUGGUGGAAGAAGCAGUUGUGGUUAAGGACCGCGACACAGGCCGCAGCAGGGGUUUCGGCUUCGUUCGGUACACCAACGAAGAAGAUGCCCAGAAAGCCAUCUCGGCAAUGAAUAACGUUGAAUUUGACGGACGACAGAUCCGCGUCGACAAGGCCUCAGAUACUGGUCCAAGGAGCGGUGGGCGGGGGGGAGGUGCUCCGAUGAGCUAUGGCCGAGGAGGUGGUUUCGCUGCCAUGCCAGUUGCAGGUUCCGCGAUGCCAGGGAUUGCAUAUGGCGCGCCCCAGCAGGCAUACGGACUACCGCCGAAUAUGUACGCUCAACCGUAUGGACGAGGUUAUGCGCCGGCGGCCCCGACCGGAUACGCUGUCCCUCCGCAAGGUAAAUAG